GGCAUCUCUCACACCUCCUACCACCUAUAACCUCCGUUCCCUUUCGACAAAAGUUCAGGUCACUUUUUGUCGACUACUUCGCACUCUGGGUGUGUGCUCUUCUUUAAUCUCUCCUACAACUACUCUACCCCGCCCACCGAUCCGAAAGGACUUUCGUCAAGAUGGUUCUUUUCACCGUUGACCAGAUCCGUGGUCUCAUGGACAAACCCACGAACAUUCGUAACAUCUCGGUCAUUGCCCACGUCGACCACGGCAAGUCGACGCUCACCGACUCGCUCGUCUCCAAGGCCGGUAUCAUUGCCUCGGCCAAGGCUGGUGACACUCGUUUCAUGGACACCCGUGAUGACGAGAAGGAGCGUGGUAUCACCAUCAAGUCGACUGCCAUCUCCAUGUACUUCCCCAUGAACAAGGACGAGCUCACCGCCAUCAAGGAGCCCGCCGACGGCAACGAGUUCUUGAUCAACCUCAUCGACUCGCCCGGUCACGUUGACUUCUCGUCCGAGGUCACCGCUGCCCUCCGUGUCACCGACGGUGCCCUCGUCGUCGUCGACUGCAUUGAGGGUGUCUGUGUCCAGACCGAGACUGUGCUGCGUCAGGCCCUCACCGAGCGCAUCAAGCCCGUCGUGUGCGUCAACAAGGUUGACCGUGCUCUCCUCGAGCUCCAGGUCGGCAAGGAGGACCUCUUCCAGACCUUCUCGCGUACCAUCGAGUCCGUCAACGUUAUCAUCGCCACCUACGCCGACAAGGUGCUCGGCGAUGUCAUGGUCUACCCCGAGCAGGGCACCGUCGCCUUCGCUUCCGGCCUCCACGGCUGGGCCUUCACCCUCCGCCAAUUCGCCCAUCGCUACGCCAAGAAGUUCGGUGUCGACAAGGACAAGAUGAUGCAGAAGCUCUGGGGCGACAACUACUUCAACCCCAAGACCAAGAAGUGGUCGACCAAGGACUCGGACGCCGAUGGCAAGCCUCUUGAGCGUGCCUUCAACAUGUUCGUCCUUGACCCCAUCUACCGCAUCUUCGACUCGAUCAUGAACUUCAAGAAGGACGAGGCCACCAAGCUCCUUGAGAAGCUCGAGGUCGCCCUCACUCAGGACGAGAAGGACCUCGAGGGCAAGGCUCUCCUCAAGGUCGUCAUGCGCAAGUUCCUGCCCGCUGGUGACGCCCUCCUGGAGAUGAUUGUCAUCAACCUCCCCUCGCCCAAGACGGCGCAGAAGUACCGUGUCGAGGCUCUCUACGAGGGUCCUCUCGACGACGAGUCGGCCAUCGGUAUCCGUGACUGCGACCCCAACGGACCCCUCAUGCUCUACGUUUCCAAGAUGGUCCCCACCUCGGACAAGGGCCGCUUCUACGCCUUCGGCCGUAUCUUCUCGGGUACCGUCCGCUCGGGCCCCAAGAUCCGUAUCCAGGGCCCCAACUACACCCCCGGCAAGAAGGAGGACCUCUUCGUCAAGUCGAUCCAGCGUACCGUCCUCAUGAUGGGACGUUACAUCGAGCCCAUCGAGGACUGCCCCGCCGGAAACAUCAUUGGUCUCGUCGGUGUCGACCAGUUCCUGCUCAAGAGCGGUACCCUCACCUCGUCCGAGACGGCCCACAACAUGAAGGUCAUGCGCUUCUCCGUCUCGCCCGUCGUGCAGGUCGCCGUCGAGGUCAAGAACGCCAACGACUUGCCCAAGCUCGUCGAGGGUCUCAAGCGUCUCUCCAAGUCGGACCCCUGUGUCCAGGCAUGGAUCUCCGAGACUGGUGAGCACAUUGUCGCCGGUGCCGGUGAGCUCCACCUCGAGAUUGUCCUCAAGGACCUCGAGGAGGACCACGCCCAGAUCCCCCUCAAGAUCUCGGACCCUGUCGUCGGAUACCGUGAGACUGUCCAGGCCGAGUCGUCGAUGACUGCUCUGUCCAAGUCGCAGAACAAGCACAACCGUCUGUACGUCACUGCGCAGCCCCUCGACGAGGAGCUCUCCAAGGCUAUCGAGCAGGGCAAGGUCAACCCGCGUGACGAUGUCAAGAUCCGCGCCCGUUUCCUUGCCGACGAGUACGGAUGGGACGUCACUGACGCCCGUAAGAUUUGGUGCUUCGGUCCCGAGACCACCGGCCCCAACCUUCUCGUCGACACGACCAAGGGAGUGCAGUACCUCAACGAGAUCAAGGACUCGUGCGUUGCCGCCUUCCAGUGGGCCUCCAAGGAGGGCCCUUGUGCCGAGGAGCCCGUCCGUGGUGUCCGCUUCAACAUCAUGGAUGUCACCCUCCACACCGACGCCAUCCACCGCGGUGGUGGUCAGCUCAUCCCCACCUGCCGUCGUGUCUGCUACGCCGCCUCCCUCCUCGCGCAGCCCGGUCUCCAGGAGCCCGUCUACUCCGUCGAGAUCCAGUGCCCGGAGGACGGACUUGGAGGUAUCUACUCGACGCUCAACAAGCGUCGUGGUCACGUCUACGCCGAGGAGCAGCGCCCCGGUACCCCCAUGUACACCGUCAAGGCAUACCUGCCCGUCGCCGAGUCCUUCGGCUUCAACGCCGAGCUCCGUGCCAACACCGGUGGUCGUGCCUUCCCCCAGUCCGUCUUCGACCACUACGCCCUCAUGGGUGGUGUCGCGAACGACAAGACUGGCAAGCUCUACGAGCUCGUCAAGAAGAUCCGCACGAGGAAGGGUCUCAAGGAGGACGUGCCGCCUCUUGACACUUACUACGACAAGCUCUAAUCGAUUAGUCGUAGCGCAGUGAUAAAAGGAAAGGUGUCACGUAGUGGAAGUCUGCUCAGUCUCUUCUGCUUCUCUUCUCAUCUCUCUCAUCGAUCAAUCUUCAUUUCCGUUUCCUCUCUAUGCGAUCGUCUGGCAACGAAGUCUGGUCACGCAAGACG
Molecule: messenger RNA, 2848 nt
Organism: Jaminaea rosea
Lineage: Eukaryota; Fungi; Basidiomycota; Exobasidiomycetes; Microstromatales
Product: putative EFT2-translation elongation factor eEF2
Exons: 3
Coding region: 162-2690 (842 amino acids)
Biological process (GO): translational elongation
Cellular component (GO): ribonucleoprotein complex; cytosol
Molecular function (GO): translation elongation factor activity; ribosome binding; GTP binding
Source: RefSeq, a predicted model, not a curated record